UUUUCGUCUUCGCUCGAGAAAACAAAGAGCGAAGAACCUCAGCGAUCGAUUCCAGAUCGCGCGAUCCUUCUACUUCUCUUCCUCUUCGAUUCCAAUCCUUUUUGAUUGCCUAAUCCGACAAGCAGCUCGGUUUCCGCUUCGAUUCCAUGGUCUUUCUUCGAAUUCGCGUUGGAUUUGUAGGGUUUUGUGGAGAGAUGGUUUUUCUAUGAAUUUUUUUUAGGUGUUUUUAGGGAAUUUUUGGAUGAUUCGAAGGUUUCUUUGGGGAUGGAUGGUUGGAGAUAGGUUGGUGGUGUGGUAAAGAGUAUGGGGAUUGUUGAACUGGUUUAUGAGAUGUUUGGGGCUUACCCUACGCCUUCAUGGGCAUUGGUUGCUGCUGGGAUUUUCGUGCUUACAUCUCUCUCGUUGUCGAUGUUUUUGAUUUUUGAGCAUCUCUCUUCGUACAAGAAUCCGGAGGAGCAAAAGUUUCUCAUUGGUGUCAUCUUGAUGGUGCCUUGUUAUGCUGUUGAAUCGUAUGUGUCUUUGGUGAAUCCAUCAAUAAGUGUUGAUUGUGGAAUACUUCGUGAUUCCUACGAGGCUUUUGCGAUGUAUUGCUUUGGGAGAUACCUUGUAGCGUGCAUGGGUGGUGAAGAGAGAACUAUUGAGUUUAUGAAGAGGCAGGGUGGUUCAAGCUAUCAUGCAUCCUUGUUACCAAAUGCUUCUGAGAAGGGAGUGAUAAAGCAUCCUUUCCCAAUGAAUUACAUUCUUAAACCAUGGAAACUUGGUGAAUGGUUUUACCAGGUUAUCAAGUUUGGAAUUGUUCAAUAUAUGAUAAUAAAGACUCUCACUGCUAUUUUAGCUGUUUUUCUUGAAGCGUUUGGACUGUACUGUGAAGGAGAGUUUAAAUGGAGUUGUGGUUAUCCAUAUAUGGCUGUUGUCCUCAAUUUCAGUCAGUCCUGGGCGCUAUAUUGUUUAAUUCAAUUUUAUGCUGCCACAAAGGAUGAAUUGGAACAUAUAAAACCAUUGGCUAAGUUCCUUGUAUUCAAAUCUAUUGUCUUCCUGACCUGGUGGCAAGGUGUGGCGAUAGCACUACUUUACAGUUUGGGUUUGUUCAAAAGUCCUAUAGCUCAAGGGUUACAAUUCAAAACAAGUAUACAGGAUUUCAUCAUUUGUAUAGAGAUGGGCAUUGCUUCCAUUGUUCACCUGUACGUAUUCCCUGCAAAGCCAUAUGAAUUAAUGGGUGAUCGCAUUCCUGGAAGCGUUUCAGUACUUGGGGACUAUGCAUCUGUGGACUCCCCUUUGGACCCUGAUGAGGUCAGGGACAGCGAGCGGCCUACAAAACUGAGGCUUCCUCAACCUGUUACUAAGGCUAAGAGUGGUAUGACCAUUAAAGAAAGUGUUCGAGAUGUUGUCAUUGGUGCUGGUGAAUAUAUUGUAAAUGAUCUGAAGUUCACCGUCAACCAGGCGGUUGAGCCCGUGGAGAAGGGUUUCACCAAAUUCAAUGAGAAACUCCACAAGAUAUCCCAGAACAUAAAGAAACACGAGAAGAAGAGAACAAAGGAUGACAGUUGCAUCGGCUCAACAUCACCAGCCAGGAGGGUCAUCCGGGGAAUAGACGACCCACUUUUGAAUGGUAGUGUGAGUGAUAGUGGAGUUGCCAAAGGAAAAAGACACCGCCGGAGAUCUGGGUACACCAGUGCAGGAAGUGGUGGUGAGAGCAGUGAUCAGGGUCGCAGUUGUGGGUUUGAAAUCCACGGACGCAGGUGGCUCACCAAAGACUAAUUGCACCUCCCCCUCAUAGAGAAGAAUUAACCAUGUCGUUAUUAUUAAACUCGGUUUGGUUGAUCCUGACAAACCAAGAGAUUGAAGGUGCAGGUUAUCAUCAAUUUUUCGCCCGGGCAUGAUACUGUUUCUAAUUUUGCCGACGUGUACAUAUGUUUUCCAAGAGUAUUUGAAGGUAACCCAAGCAGCGAUGGUUUGCUUGGGCACACAUUGUUGUCUCAUUGGGCUUGAUCAACAACGGGUGCUGUUUUAGUGUUAGCAUUUGCAGAGCAAUGUGCUAGUUAGACAUUAUGUACCAUUACUUAGAAUUCUAAUACUUGAGUUCUUAUAAUAACCAAAAACGGCAUUCACCAUUAUCAGCUUGGUGAAGGUUUUCA
This is a messenger RNA of Dioscorea cayenensis subsp. rotundata (Guinea yam), 2135 nucleotides long. Its product is annotated as protein LAZ1-like. The coding region runs from base 304 to 1758 and encodes 484 amino acids. The record is from RefSeq and is a predicted model, not a curated record. Gene Ontology annotation, biological process: transport. Gene Ontology annotation, molecular function: transporter activity. Lineage: Eukaryota; Viridiplantae; Streptophyta; Magnoliopsida; Dioscoreales; Dioscoreaceae. The transcript has 8 exons.